AUGAUAGAAGACCUAUUGAUAGAAAGUGAGAGAGUAGGAUUAAAACUCAAUCCAGAGAAGACUAGAGUGAUGACAAAUGGAGAGAAAACCACGAUACGGAUAAGAAAUACCGAAAUCAACUACACUGACGAAUACAUCUAUCUGGGAAAACUCAUAACCCAAAAAGAACCUAUGCGCGAGGAAGAGAAGAGAAGAAUUACGAACAGCUGGAGCUUGAGAGAGGCUACGAAAGACAAACAACUUCAUAUAAACAUUAAAAGCAAACUAUUUAACACCUGCGUACUACCCGGCCUUAUGUAUGGCUGCCAAUCAUGA
This is a messenger RNA of Parnassius apollo (apollo), 315 nucleotides long. NCBI's taxonomy places the organism in Eukaryota, Metazoa, Arthropoda, Insecta, Lepidoptera, Papilionidae. The record is from the annotation of a GenBank genome assembly.